Molecule: messenger RNA, 31005 nt
Organism: Anolis carolinensis (green anole)
Lineage: Eukaryota; Metazoa; Chordata; Lepidosauria; Squamata; Anolidae
Product: DNA-directed RNA polymerase III subunit RPC9
Biological process (GO): transcription initiation at RNA polymerase III promoter
Cellular component (GO): RNA polymerase III complex
Molecular function (GO): nucleotide binding
Source: RefSeq, a predicted model, not a curated record
UUUUUUCCAUGUCAGAAGCAACUUGAGAAACUGCAAGUCAUUUCUGGUGUGAGAGAAUUGGCCAUCUGCAAGGACGUUGCCCAAGGGACACCCGGAUGUUUGAUGUUUUACCAUUUUGUGGGAGGCAUCUCUCAAGUCCCCACAUGGAGCUGGCGCUGACAGAGGAAGCGCAUCUGUACUCUUCUUGCCGGAUUUAAACCGGCAACCUUUAGGUCAGCAAUCCAACCUUCAGAUCAGCAAUCCUGCUGGCACAAAGGCUUAACCCAUUACCCCACUGACAAAAUGUUCUGACAAAACAGACCCAGGUAAUUGAACUUCUAUAUGAAUGAUCAAACAGAAGAGUACUCAACCAUCAAGCACUUUUAGGAUAGUUCUUGUUGAGCUAUCUCAGGAAUAUUGAAGUAUCAUUGCAUGUAUACUUAGAAGUAAACUACAUUGAACAUAUGUAGGGCACAUCUAAGUAGCAAUAUGCUUGCAACAGUCUUCAUAUUUAAGGAUAUUUCAAUGAUAAUAGAAGAGUAAUUUUGACUUCCACCCACAAGUACCUGCAAAUAGACAACAAUUAAGAACAGUCUUAAUUUCUGCCCUUACCCCUCUUUAAAAAUAAUUCUAUAUUCCAUGGAUCUGAAUAAUAUAACUAUUUACUUUUCAAAGUAAUAUUCCAUGUUCUGAUCAAAUUGAAUAUCCUCUUGACACUUGGGGUUCCCAAGGCUACACCACCUGCAACGUUGAAAGCAUCUUUACUUCUAGCAUGCAGUGUUUUUAAAGAUGCAAGCAGCAGUGCUUGGGAAAGGACCUCAUAAUUAAUGGGAUCAGAGUAAGCAUGGAUAGGCAAUCUGAUAAUUUUCUUUCCUGCUGUGGGUCAUGAGGAAGUACAUUCUUGUACAGCUAAUAUUUGCUCUGGGCAAAGCUUGGAAAUAAUUUAUCACAAUUUAAUUCAUUCCCUCUAAUUCAUUCUUAACAAAUCCACAACUAAUUUCAAACUUGUUACUUUAAUUAUAAAAUGACAAUGAUAUAAUUUCUUUCCAGUAAUGAUGAUUAGUUCAUGUGGUAUUAAUUGUUUAUUUUUAGAAACUGUUUUUGUGGGAACAUGGUCUUUCUUCUUUCUAUCCUUCUUUCUUUUUAGAAUUCAAUUGUUCCGUUUUUAGUCAUUAUUGUUAUUAUGCUAUUAUUAUUUUUUUUAACAUCAACAAAAUAAAUUUUCUUUUAGCCAAUUAUCAUUAACAAAUUAGUAGUAACAUUACCAUUUCCAGGCUUUAGCUUAGGAGAAGAAGCAUCUCUCUUAUUUCGAUGAAAGAAUCUUUGCAAAGGCAAAAAGUGAUUCUUUAAUUUACAGAAUUUUUUCACACUCUUUAUCUUGAGAUCUAAGGGUGGCAUAUAACAACUGAAAAAAAAAUCCAGGUUCAAACCAUAAAGAAGUUAAGCAAGAUAAAACCAAUGUUAAACAAAGCAACAAUUAAAACCACAUGAAAAGAUACUGUCAUUCUAAAAUCAUGGUAUAAUUCUUCAAAAAUCUUAUCAGUCCCAAAAACAUGGGUCAACUUCCAUGGGUCAAUGCAAAAGGAAUAAUCCCUUUAUCUGAGUUUUUUUUUUCAUGUCAGAAACAACUUGAGAAACUGCAAAUCACUUCUGGUGAGAGAGAAUUGGCUGUCUGCAAGGAUGUUGCCCAGGGGAGGCUUUUCUCAUGUCCCUGCAUGGGAAGCUGGAGCUGACAGAGGGAGCUCAUCUGUGCUCUCCCCAGAUUUGAACCAGCCACCUUCAAGUCAGCAACCCAACUUUCUGGUUAGCAGCCCUGCCGGCACAAGGGUUUAACUCAUUGCACCACUGGGGGCUCCUUUCUCUGAAUAGAGCGGUGAAAGGCAACAACUUAGCCCAGAUCUGCACAACCUGCCCGUAGUAAGGGGUCGAAAUUAGAUAGGCAAAUCCUCUUGGAGCUGCAAAUAGGUAUUUAGUACCUCUCUUUCCAAGUAAGAUAUAAUCUAUGAUUCAUUAGGAUUGCUGUUGUUUUGUGCCUUCAAAUCGUUUUAGACUUAGGAAAACCCUAUGGUAUCACAGAGUUUUCUUGUCAAGAUUUAUUCAAAUGGGAUUUUCCUUUGACUUCUUCUGAAGCUGACAGAGUGUGAUUUGCCUAAAGUCACCCAGUGAGUUCAGAGCCAUAGUCUCAGGUUCAAACCACUACACCACAUUUUCUGAAUUUGGAAUCCCUUCCCUCUUUUUUUCCUCUCUCCCUCCCUUUCUUUCUUUCUUUCUUUCUUUUUCUUUCUACCCUCCCCCUCCCAUCCCCUCUUUUCCCUUCCUUCCUCCCUCCCUCCCUCCAUUUCCCUUUCCUCCUAUUAGCCUUCUACAAGCCCCCUCCCCAUCUCCAAUGAUAGGAUGAGAAAGCCCCCAAGAUGGAUAGGAAGGGCAACCCCUCCAGACCCCCAAGAUCUUCUCCCCUGUGAGAGAAGAGCGGUAUAUACAUUAAAUUAUUAAUUAAUUAAUUAAAUAAGAUGGCUAGGAAGAAGAAAAAAACCACCAAAAGGCAGACGGCAGCAGUGGGAGGGGCAUGCAAAUGGUGGCAGGUGGAGGUGGGGUCACAGAAACAGGUUCCAUCAUAUAUUGUGCAGACCUUGCUUAUGUUUAGUCCAUUCUGGGAGAACAUCAGAAAAGCAUCAGUCUCCUCUACUUUCUCUACCAUGGUGCUGCUUCUUUUCUUUUAGAAUGCCUGGUUAGGAAAUCUGCAGCAUCCUAGGGUGGCUGACCUCUGAGGCAGAUCUUCAUGAAAUUACCCUCAUCCAUGAGGCGAAGCAAAAUCCAUAAUUUUGGCCCCAAAAGCUAUCCUUAACGUAUAAAUAAGUUAAACUUAUAUGUGAAUAUAUAUACCAUAUAUACUCAACUAUAAGCCAAGUUUUUCAGCCCUUUUUCAAGCUGAAAAGACUCCCCUCAUCUUAUACUUGGAUGAAGGUCUUGAUGAGAAGGUGUGGAGCUGAAAAAAAAAAGCUCUUUCCCCACACCUUCCAGCGAGGACCCUCACCUCUUCUCCUCCUUUGCCCCCUGGGUGCCUUUCCAUCCUCUAAGCCUCAAGGGGAGCGAGGCUGCAGACAACCCCCACUGCCGCUGUGGAAGGUGCAUGCAGGGUGAGGGAUGAAGAGAGCAAGGCCACGAACAAACCCCCGCCGCCUCUGUGCCUCUGUAUGUGUAUCUCAGUCCCUGUCACUCUGUCUCUCAUCUCUUUCUGUUUGUGGUUCACCUACACAUUCACGUGUCUUUUUCUCUCUGUGCGUUUUCUUUAUUCGGGGGUGUCCCCUUGUAUGCCUCUGUGUGUGUGAAUGCAUCAAUGUGCUUGUGAGUCUCUCUCUUUGUGUCCUCUGUGUCUGAGGAAGGGACGUGCGAUGCGAGAGAGAAGGAAGGAAAGGUGCGUACCUUUCCCUCCUCCCACACCUCACACACACCGUUCCUGCUGUUGCCAAGGCAGGUGCACACGGGGUGAGGGAAAGGCACGUGCCUUUCCCUCCUUCUCUCUCACCCCACGCAUGCCUUUCCCACCUCCUCCUUCACCCGGUGCACGCCUUCCUUAGAAAUGAAGGAAGGAUGGCCCAAGGGGUCUCUUCCAACCCUUGGUUUUUGUUUAUAUAGGCAUUGUAUGUUUGCCCGUGACUAUGUUGGAAGCUGCCCUGAAUUCCCAUGGUGUCGCACCUCAGAAUAGUUCACCUUGCUAUUGACACCAAGUCACACACAGAAGGUAGUCUUUUGUAAUGUAUUGAGCAAAAGCAAAUAUAUAAAUCAAAGCAGGCAGAUAUAAAGUUCCCAAAAUUGUUGUAAAAGAGUCAGUAAAAUCCAAUAGUUCAUAAGCAAAACAAGAGUCAGUAAAUCCAAUAAUCCAUAGGCAAAAGCAAGAGUCAGUAAAUCCAAAAGAACAAAGGCCCAAAGAUCCAAGAACAGGAGAAUCUCUAAGGCCGGGAAGCAUGGACAUCCACUCAGAUGAAGCGAGAAUUUGCUUUGACAAAGAUCUGUCUCAAAACAUAUAGUUUUAAAAGCAACCCAAAAAUGCAUAUCUUUUCCCUUCAGAUGCCUCUCGCUUUCCAGCCAAUCUCAAACUACGACGAGGCUGAGACAUUCCUUUCCAUUGCAAGCGAUCUGCUCUAGAUAGUGAUGGUGCUCCUUCAAGGCCGGCCACCUCAUUAUCUCACACCUGAACUGGGGCCUGAGACAUCUCCGGCUCAUUUCCCAUGGGAAUGUCAUCCUGGCUGUUAUCUAUGACUCAAUGACUAUGGCUGAUUCAAAAGUUCAUCCUCAAGCUGCAUUUCUUGAGCCUCUGAAUCAGCCUGUAUAAUUCCCAUCCCCAUGCCAUCAUCCUGAAAUUCAUCCUGCAUCCCAUCAUCUGGCUCUUGCAUCUGAAACCCAGAAUCCCCUUCUUCAUCCUCACUCUGGCUCUACAGGCUAUGCUGUUGCUGAGUCACAACACAUGGGGAGAUAGGGAAGGAUACAAAUAAAUUAUUAUUAUUAUUAUUAUUAUUAUUAUUAUUAUUAUAUUAUAAAGUUAUUGUUGAUAUCAUAUUGUUUUUGUUAACCCUCCUUUUCCACUUACAGAGCUAGUUUACUGUUUUUCUUUGAAAUAUGGUAAAUAUUCAAAAACAUUUAGCCUACUGAUGCCUCAAUUCAUGUAAUUUUAUUGGUAUUUAUUUUUAUAUAUUUGAAAUAUACCGGUAGCUGCUGCAUGUCCCACCCUUGGCUUAUACUCAAGUCAAUACAUUUUCCCAGUUUUUUGUGGUAAAAUUAGGUGCCUCAGCUUAUAUUCGGGUCAGCUUAUACUCAAGUAUAUACAGUAUAUUGGCUUUAAUCAAAAGCCAUGUUUUGUCUUAGCACUGGAAAGAAACCAAUGUUGGUACCAAUUAGAAUUUAAAGGAAAAGGCUUCCACAAUUGGGGUGCCACAGCUAAGAAAGGUCCCUCUCAUGUCUGUCCAUAUUGUUUUCAUCCUACUUAUUGGAACCCUUAUGGCAAACCUUAAUUCUUGAGCAUGGAUAUACAGAGAUCAGCACUAUUUCUGAGCUCUUUGGGACUUUAAAUAUAUGUCUUGCUAAAUUAUUUUGCUUAAUGUUCAUGUGAAGUGAAAUUAUAUCUCUUUUUGUGGUGAAUGGCAUGGAUAUGACACUAUGUAAAUAUAACUAGGAAUUUCACUGAAAAUAAACUAUGGGUCAUUUGCGAACAUUGGAUUGGACCAAAGGGCUUUCUAUUCUAGUAGUCUCUUUGCGAAGUGGCCAACCAGUUGCCUACAGGAAGCCAACAAGCAGUAUGUGAGUGCAACGGUGCCGCUUAUUUCUCCCAGCAGCCAACAUACAGAAGCAUACACCCUCUGGUACUGGAGGACAUAUAAAUGUAUCAUGUCAUGUCUAAUAGCCACUGAAAGCCCCAUCAGCUCUGAAUUUAUUGAAUCCCUACUUAAAGUCAUCCAAGUUGACAGUCAUCAUUAUUUGUGGAAGUGAAUUUUGUAGUUUAAUUAUGUACUGAAGUGGUACAUUUUAUUUGUCCUGAAUUUCCCAGAUAUAUCUGUGAAUAACAUCCGUUGGUUUGUUAUCAAAGAAGGAGCUAUUUUUUUCUCCACAUUAAUACACUUCUAUCAAGUUUUCAUUGUGUCAUUUUUUUGAAGCUAAGUAGUCCCAAAACUUGUAACCUUUACUCACAGGAGUAUUGCUUCCAUCCCUUCAGCAUUUUACUUGCCCUUUCUGCCACAUUGCAGCUCUACAAUAUCUUUUUUUCAGGUGGAGUAACCAGAACAGUUCCUAGUAUAGCUGCAUAAGGGCAGUGACAUUUUUAAGUUUCUUCUCUUUUUAUGACCUAAAUGUUGGCUUAAAAAUGAUUUGGAAACUGAAGGUGACACUGGAGUGCAAUGGGAACCUACUUAUUAUAGAAUCAUAGAAAUAUAGAGUUAGAAGAGCCUGAAAAACUCCAUUUUGACUACAGCUGACAUCUCCCCAUGGCUAUAUUGUUUGCUGAGCUCUGUCAUUUAUGUUUUGCUAUAAAUAAGGUAAUUGCAAUAUUAAACGCCCAUGGCUUACAAUCAGAGGACAUGGCUAAAUGCAAUGCUAGAUGCUGAGGACAUCGUUGUCAGAUCAUAUCUCCCUGUACAAAUCUGUCUGAACUUUGAGAUCUUCAGAAAAGUCUCUUCUCUUAGGUCCUUAUCUCAUAGCCACCCCUCCAGUUCUGGUGGUGAAACGGCAGGUACCCGGGGCAACUGGUGCCCCACACACCACUCCAGUAUAGUGAUGCUUCUCCCAUCACACGAGGGAAGUGUUGCCCAAUUGGGGCAAAAUUGUGCUGGCUCCAUGUGAGACAGUACAACACGGGAGACUCCUAAGAUGCUUCCAUUCCGAUUGGGGGGAGGGGCCUCUUCCAGAACUUGAGGGACAUCAUGUAAUGGCCAUUUGUUCUUCAACUGGCUGGCAAGCAUCCUAAGAUGCUUACAUUGGUAAGUGUGGUGAGGUCCCAAGUCCCACAACCAUCACAAGCUCAGUUGCUGGCAACGUGAGAAAGGGCCUUCUUGAUGGUUGUCCCUUGUCAAAAUGGCCCCCUCCUUGCUAUUCCACUGGUUGCAGGUUAAAUGUUUUUUAUUCAGAAAAUAAUUUAAAAAUAAGGUUCAUAAGAGUGAGCAGGGGAUUAUGUAACAGACUUGAAUAUUUUAACAGUUCUUAAAUGUUUUAAGAAAUUUUGACUGGUUUGUUUGAUUCUACUUUAAUAUUUAUAUGUGGUUAAUUUUGAAUUGAAAAUUUCUAAAGUGUUGUUAGUGAAAAUGUUGUUACUGUAACGAGAGUAACAAAAUUUCAUUAAUUUUUCGUUAUAGUAAUUGUGCAAGUGAGGAAAUUUUAGGGACUCCUUUCUCCCUCCAUUUUACAGCUAUUGGGAUGAAACUUGCUACAACGGUAGAACACAUUUACCACUGUUAGCCUAUCAAGAUUCAGAACGUUUCACUUAUCCAUGGAGUUUUGGGGAAUUUUCAAAGUCUUUAUGAACAACAUUUUUUUUAAAAAAAAAACAAAACACUAGAGCUAUCUUCUUGAAUUUCUGUACAAUGACACCACAUAACAGGAGAUAAUUACCCCAACUUUCAGAAAUAUUCAUACAUCCACUGAUUUUAGGGUGGUUGUUGUUUUUUUUAAAAAAAAAAGUUUUGAUAAAAAGCUUUUUAAAAAGCCACAACAGCUGUCUCAUUGAAUGUCUUUCAUAUUAACCAAUAGAACUUUCAUUAAGCCCAGCACAGAAAUUUACUUACUAGAAAUAUCCUUCAGCCCUCCUUUCUGCUAGAUUCAGCAAUUUAUUAGGCCUCUGGCUGGCUGCUGCUACAGAGGAACAAAUCUUUCUGCUUUCUGAUGCUGAGCAGAAUUCUGGGAAAUGUAAUUUAAGGCAGGGUCUUUUGAAUUCUCUGGUAUAAGACUCCUUGCCUUCCCAAACUACAUUUCCCAGAAUUCUGUGCUUUCUCAGUCUCUUUCCCAGUGAACUCUGCUUUCUCCCUGCUGCUUCCCUCUCGUAAUGGUGGGAGGCUAUUAAUUUAAAGAGGAAAGGCAGGUUUUUUUAGUUUUGCUUAGCUUCCUUACAAACUGAGUUUGUGAAGCUACCAAGAUUUACAAAAUUCAAACAAAAAGUAUUGGGUAAGUUUUGUUUUUUUAAAUUUUUGGUGUGGGCCAUGCCCACACAUUAAAUUGUCACAUCAUAAGUACGAAUUUAACAAAUUUGAUACAACUUACUAUGACUAAUGAAACAAUUUCACACCCCUACUAACUACAUUCUAUGCUGGUCACAUACAGCAUAGAUAAGGAUUACCACAAAUGCAUUAGAUAAUGCUCUAAUGCACUUUGUCAUUGUCUGCAUAAUACUGAGGUUUGGAAUAAUUUUUAUCCAUUUCAACCAGUGCUGUGAGUACAUUGAUCUGAGAGCAAUUCUGAGUUCUGGUUGCUCCUUUGUCCAAAGGUUUUGUUUGUUGUCUGUUUGCCUUCUUACUUAGUUUCACAAGUCAUCUUAGCUUUGUGUCCCAUUUGGGACACUAUAGGGCUGAUUAUUUGAAUCCUCCCUAACAAGACCACAAGGGCCAUCCAGACAAACCCCCUGCCAUGCAGGAGCACAUAAUCAAAACAUUCUCAACAGAUGGCCAGUCACUCUGUACUUAAAAAUCUCCAAAGAAGGAAGCUCUAUCAAACUCCAAGGUGGCAUAUUGCACUGUUGAACAGAUCUCAUCUUCAAGAAGUUCUUCCUAAUGUUUAGGUGGAAUCACUUUUCAUUUAGUUUGAAGCUUGACUAUGUAAGCUGUGCUGUAUAGGACAACCACCCACUAACAUCUGGGGGUCUGUAUGAUUCACAUACUAGAUGUAUGAUCUCCACCAAAGCAAGACCUUUUAUUGCUGGUUUUUCAUACCAGAUAGGACUUUAUAGGCAUAACUCCCUUUUCAAAUGAUUUGCUGAUCACAUGGACAUUGACAUGGGGCCACUGAAGCCUGAGGACAAAUUACUCCUAUACUAGAAACAUUCAUCAAGACACCUGAUUAGACACAUAACAGAAGGCACAUCUAUAGUAACACUAUAAUGCAUCUUGGAAAUGGUUUGGGAGGAAGCAGGUUUGGUGUGUGGGUGAAUAGACUGAAAGGCCUGGAACUGGUUUGAUACAGGAAGGUGAUUAAAAUCUUUCUUCAAAUCACUCUUAACCCCCCCCCCCCCCACAAUUCCUAUUUUCUGGAAGAGAUGCACAGCAGCACAACAGAGCACUGGUUCUCAACUUGGGGUCCCCAGAUGUUUUUGACAUUCAACUUGCAGAAAUCCUAACAUCUGGUAAACUGCCUGGGAUUUCUGGGAGUUCUAGGCCAAAAAUAUCUCGGUACCCCACGUUGAGAACCACUGCUACAGAGGCAUAGGAAAACAAAAAGGGAAAGUUACAGUUAGGAGUGGAGGGAAACAUUUACUCCUCCCAGGGGUUCAAUUAGCAAUAUCUAAUGCAUAUGUGGUAAUUCUUAUCUCUCCUAUAUGUGACCAGUACAGAAUGUAGUUAGUAGGGGUGUGCAAUUUUUUUGUUAGUCAUAGUAAGCAUUGUACAAGCCUAAUACUGAUGCUUGCAAUAAACUUUAUCUAUCUCAACCAAUGCUGUGAGUACAUUGAUGUGAGAGCAGUUCUGAGGCUUGGCUGUUCCUUUUGCCAAAGAUUUUGUUAGUUGUCUGUUUGCCUUCUUGCUUAGUUGCCCCUGCUUCCCAGCCAUGGGUUUGGGGUUAUAUUGGGAUCUACCUCAAUCCAUUAAAUAGUUAAACUUGGACUUUCCUGCAGUUGACUUCAGUGUGCUCUCUACUAGAGAUGUACAUGAAAAUUUUCCUUCAUUUCCUUUGUGCUAUCAUUUCAUUUCGGCCGUUCAGCUACACAAAACGAAUGACAACAUUUUCGUAGGAAACGAGAGGUGAGAUGAACAUAAAAGCCACACAGUCAUUGUGCUUUAGAUUUCCUUUCAUUUCAACCUCGUAACAAUAAGCAAGUACUGACAGAGGGCUGCUUUCCCAUUGCAGCUGAUGUGUACCAAUGGGUGUUAAUAAUAAUAUAAAUAUAAAUAAUGAUAAUUAUUCCGGGACUCUAAGCUGAGUCUGAGAGAGGCGUGCUUCCCCAUUACAUCUGAUGUGUGCCAAUGGGUCUUAAUAAUUAUAUAUAUAUAUAUAUAUAUAUAUAUAUAUAUAUAUAUAGAUAGAUAGAUAGAUAGAUAGAUAGAGAGAGAGAGAGAAAGAGAGGGAGAGAGUGAGUUUGGUUUAUUCAACAUAAAUAGGCAGGCUGAAUGUCGAAUAACCAGAACUGAUGGAUAAUAGGGAGGCCCUAUUAUCCCUCCCGGCAAUCCGGUUUAGGGAAGUGCCCGUGAGUGCUGCUGCCUAGCAACGCUCACGAGCGCUUCCCAAAAGGGGAGUGCUUGCCGAGGGAUAGGGCUUGUCCCUACGAUGAGCACUCAGCUCAGGGAAGUGCCCAUGAGCGCUAAUGCCUAGCAACGCUCAUGGGCACUUCCCAAGGGCACUUCCCAAAUUUUCCACAAUGAACAUUUGUGUCAUAUAGGUGGCCUAUUUUUGUUAGCAGAAACCAAAUACAAAAAUGAGAUGGUGCAAAUGAAACUACACAAAACGAACAGCAAUUCCAUACAAAAGCACAACACUACUCUCUGCCCCUUAAUCUGCAGCACAUAUUGGCAUCAUGAACUUUGUGGUGCCACAAUUUCAAAUAGACUUGGAACCACAUUAAAUGGUCAGUGUAGAUGAGACCAGAAUGAGAACACUCUGGCCUAUAGACUAUAGACUGCAGAGUCUGAGGGCAAAAUUCGGGUUAUAUAUGAUGCAGUGCAGUGUUAAAUACUAGUGGUAGAUAUUAACUUGGGAACUGCAGGGGAUGGAGGUACAGAGAGAAUCAAUUAAAGGAUUCAGCCCUGAGGAGAGAGCCAACAGAUAAAUGGUUUCAUAAGAAUUUUCAUGCAUUAAAGAACACAGAGCAUAAUAUACCAGGAAAAUCACUAGGGAAUCCAAUCCACCGCUUCUAGUCCCCUAGCAACAAAUAACACUCAGUGCUUGGGGAACUCUUAAAAGCUUUGAGAAAUUGUUUUAUUGUACAAGUGUGUGCACUUGUUUUAUGCACUUGAUAUAUGUAAGUAUUUUAACAUAAAUAGAACUUUUGUCCUUGGGAAAAGAUGAGGGAGCCUAAGGAAAACAGUCUCUGUGAUGCAAGCAUUUGUUCUCUUUAACUCCUUUCCAUUACUAAAGUGUAAUAGUUAUUCUUAUUUUGGAUGUAAGAUCACUAAACUUGCCUAAAAAAAUAAACCCUCAACAUAUACUCAAUAAUGUAAACCAGUGCCAUUUAGAAAAUUCGGUAUGCUGAAUUUAUAUGCCAAAUUGUCUUGAGUUUUCCAAUCACUGUCAUGGCAGUUGCAGAACAAGAUGUGGGCAGAGGUUUUGGUCAAUGGCAACAUAAGUUAAAUUAACAUGACAGGAUGUCAACGAGGAUCAUCAGAAAACACCAAAGCUUGUGCACUGAGGCCUUUUCACAACUAUUCCAGUUUCUCCGAAAAAUUAAAGUUAGGUCAGACUGUUUGAGUAUCCUCCACCCUUUCAACUGAUCAGUCUUUCUUAUGGGGAAACUACAUCACAACAGAUUCUCAAUCAUAGGGAGAGUUUCCAUCUAUACAGCAGAUGUCUCUGCCACAUCUCCAAUAUGUAACCAGUAAAGGAUGGGUGUGAUGGUAGGGUAGUGAUGGUCCUAGGCAACUUGAACCAUAUCUCUUCUUAGUCUCUUUUUGUGUCUGUUGUUUAGAGAUGUAAAUUUUCAGUAAUGUCAUUCUUGGAGGAAUGAAGUAAUAAUGCAUUCAAUUUUUCCUGUGAAAAUGUCUGAAACUGUACAAUCUUUUAAAAAUGUAUUCACAGUUCAGGUCUUUGUUGUAGUUGUUGUGAGACUUCAAGUUGUUUCCAACAUACAUCAAUCCAACCAUGGAAUUUUCUGGGGCUGAGAAUAUGUGACAUACCCAAGAGUCCUCCAGUGAUUUUCCAUAGCUGUGCGGGGAAUCAUGCCUGGUCUCCAGUCAUAGCCCAGUGCUCAAACUGUGCAAGGCCAUUCACUAUUAUUCUGAGAUAUAUAUAUAAAAAGAGAGGAUUACAGUAGACUAUAACAUUUUCAGCACAGGAAAGUUAUUUUCUCCCUAGAGAAUCAUGCUUUCUAGGCAGAAAACAUGCUUGUCCAGAAAAGAUUCCUGCUCAGAAUCUAAUUUUUGCAUGCUUUUCUGUAUUGUUCAGAGCAAGGCCAGAGCGAUGAAGAACUUUUCUUUGGGAUUUCCCUGACAAUUACACCCUCCUCCUCCUCCCACUUCUUCUUCUUGCUUGUAUUUGAUCAAAUCGUUCUCUCAUCCUUGUGCUAAUGCCUAAAAAGAGCUUUUCUUUUUGUAUAAUUCCAAUACUUCCCUUCAUUAUGCUACUUCUUAGUGGCAAAGCUUUAGCUAAAUAUUCAAAGGCAAAAAAUCCAAUGUAGCCAGAGAAUAACAAUUCCACUGAUAUGUAGACUGACAAAGAAGUAUUUCCAGGAAAAAAAAAACUAGAUCGCAUCUGGGUUCCCUCUGCAUUGUUACUGAGGGCAUUACCUUACAAUCAGAAGAGGAAAGCAAAAGAAAUCAUGCCAUUUAGGUAGCUGCCAAUGCAGACAUGCCAACAGCACAUACUAAAAGCAGAAUCACACACCUGGGUUCCCUCUGCAUUCCCUGCUGGGACUGAAAGGCAUAAGGAGAGUAACUUUCAGGCAGCUGCCAGAUAGUGAUGCCUAAGGCCAACUCUUUCUUUUGGGAAUAGGCAGUUUUCACAAAGAGAAGAAAAUCAAAGAAAUGAUUAGGUUUUUUUUUAAUUCAUAGGAAUUAAAUAAAUGGAAUAAAUAAAGCCUAUGUCUGCAAAAUGUUGUAUGGACAAUGAUGUAGAUAUACUUCAAAUAAUGCCAAGAGCAACAUGGUCACGAGAUAAAGAUUAUAAUAUAUCAGGAAAUAAACAUACCCAUGGCAAUAUUUGGAAUCUGUACAGGUGGGAGUGCAACAACACCUAAACAUUAUAUUUAGAAAGGUUGUCAGCUGUCUUAAAAAUCAAAUAAAAAUCAAGUAAAAAUAAAUUUUAUUAAUCUAUCAACUAGGCUUGAAUGCCCCUGUUCUUGCCUAGUACCUGUUCAAACAGAGGGGCCCUUUCAUGAUGCAUAGAUAGAGCAGUUUGAUAUCACUCUAACUGCCAUGGUUAUAUCCUAGUGAAUCCUGGGAUUUGUAGUUUUGGGAUGGGUGUUUAAGUUCUCAGCUAGAGAGCUCAAGCAUUUUGCCAAACUACCGAGCCCAGAAUUUCAGAGGAUGCAGCCAUGCCAGUUAAAAUGGAGCCAGAAUGCUCUCUCUCUCUCUCUCUCUCUCUCUCUCUCUCUCUCUCUCUAUAUAUAUAUAUAUAUAUAUAUAUAUAUAUAUAUAUAUAUACACAGGCCUGUAGCGAGGGGGUGGUUUUAGGGGUUCAACCCCCCCCCCCGAAUUUUUUUUAUAAAAAAAACCUGGUUUACUCAUGAAUUUUAACUGGUUAACCAAAUCCCCAUGCUAAGUCUAUGAGACACAAAACAUUAAGAGUCCCUCCAGGCACUAUCUCAAGCAGAUAUUGACAGGUUUGUAGCGGGGAGGGGUGUGUGCUAGGGGUUAAACACCCCCCCCCCCCGAAAUUUUCAAAACCCCGCCCGAAUUUUUUUUCUGGCUACGGCCAUAUAUAUAUAUAUAUAUAUAUAUAUAUAUAUAUAUAUAUAUAUAUUCGUGUGAACAGACCUUACUGUGAUCCCAUAAUUCUUUGGAUCACAUUCUUGACAGUACUGAAAGCAGGGCUGAUGGGAGCGUCUUUCAAUAGGAAUUAAAAUCAAUUACAAAAUUUCUUUCCUUUAUCUGAUUUGUCAUCAAUCCACUCUUUAUGAUCCUGUGCUGUUCUUUUCCAUUUCUGGCUGAAUAGAUUAAAUUUGGAUAAUAUUUUAACUUUUUUUAGCAAUUACAUUUUGCGGCAAUGAUGUUCGGGUUCCUACCGCUUGUGACCCUAUAGCCACUUGUCCUUCUAUCAGUUCUGGGGCUAAAUCCCAACUGCUGGUGGAUGAGAAAUGAUAGAGCUAUGUCUUCCUGGAUGCACCCUCUUCACUACAAAGUGGGCACUCCUAAAAGCCUCAGUGGGGUACAAUUUCUCUACUAUUAUUCUGAUGACUUCUGGUUUGGCAGAAAAAGAAGGUGUAUGCAACCUAUAGGGAUAUGGGAAAUGAUGGAAAAUGGAGAGAGAGAAGUGCACCCUGCAAUAUAAAUGAAUAAAAUUUAAUGAUUAUAAUACAUCUUUUAGAAUACAGUGUUCCCUCGCUACUUUGUGGUUUGUUUAUCGCAAACUCACUCUUUCGCAGGGAAUUCAUAGAAUCAUAGAAUAGUAGAGUUGGAAGAGACCUCAUGUCUCCUCUCAGCCUUCUCUUCUGCAGGCUAAAAAUGCCCAGUUCUUUAAGCCACUCCUCAUAGGGCUUGUUCUCCAGACCCUUGAUCAUUUUAGUCGUCCUCCUCUGGAUGCUUUCCAGCUUGUCAACAUCUCCCUUCAAUUGCGGUGCCCAGAAUUGGACACAGUAUUCCAGGUGUGGUCUGACCAAGGCAGAAUAGAGGGGUAGCAUGACUUCCCUGGAUCUAGAUGCUAAACCCCUAUUUAUGCAGGCCAGAAUCCCAUUGGCUUUUUUAGCAGCCGCAUCACAUUGUAGGCUCAUGUUUAACUUGUUGUCCAUGAGGACUCCAAAAUCUUUUUCACACGUACUGCUGUUGAGCCAGGCGUCCCACAUUCUGUAUCUUUGCAUUCCAUUUUUUUCUGCCGAAGUGGAGUAUUUUGCAAUUGUCCCUGUUGAAUUUCAUUUUGUUAGUUUUGGCCCAUCUCUCUAGUCUGUCAAGAUCGUUUUGAAUUCUGCUUCUGUCUUCUGGAGUAUUGGCUAUUCCUCCCAGUUUUGUGUCGUCUGCAAACUUGAUGAUCACGCCUUCUAACCCUUCGUCUAAGUCAUUAAUAGAGAUGUUGAACAGAACUGGGCCCAGGAUGGAACCCUGUGGCACUCCACUUGUGACUUCUUUCCAAGAUGAAGACAUUGGUGAGCACCCUUUGGGUUCGUUCGCUUAACCAAUUACAGAUCCACCUAACCGUAGUUUUGUCUAGCCCACAUUUUACUCGUUUGUUUGCCAUCUUUUUCCCCUUCUUGAAGAUAGGGACCACAUUCACCCUCCUCCAAUCUGCUGGGACUUCUCCUGUUCUCCAAGAACUCUCGAAGAUAAAUGCCAGUGGUUCUGAAAUAACCUCAGCUAGCUCCUUCAAUACUCUUAGAUGUAGCUGAUCUGGCCCUGGGGACUUGAAUUCAUUUACAGAGGCCAGGUGUUCCUGGACAACUUGUUUCCCUAUUUGGGGUUGGAUUUCCCCUAAUCCUUCAUGCACUCCAUGUUGCUGAGGUUGAAGAUGGCUUUCUUUUUGUGAGAAGACCGAGGCAAAAAAGGCAUUAAGUAGUUCUGCCUUGUCACCUUGUCCCUAAGUAGUUCUGUCCCUUGUCACCAUCACCCCAUCUUCUCCUCGCAGAGGCCCUAUCGCCUCCUCAUUGAAUUAAUUAAUUAUUUAUUUAUUUGCCCCAUUGCUGCUUCUCCUCAGGGCUGCCCCCUUGCUUUGUGCCUGGUGUGUUCCUCUGGCUGCCUCUGCUCCUGCAGCCAUGGAAGAAGGAACACUACUCCGCUCGGUCAGUGAGUGAGCGAGCAAGGAAGGGUGUGUGUGUGUGAGAGAGAGAGUAAGGGUGGGCGGCAGAAGCCUGGAAGAGAUGGCCAGGCCGACACCACUCCAGCCAGGCCAUGCUAGAAACAUAUAACUGAUUCUUCAUAGGAAUCAGUCUCUCUCUCCCAGCCCCGUCCCCCUCAUUCUCUGCCAUGCUUCUCUCUCCAGACACACUCUCCUUCCAUUCUCCAUAGGAAUCAGCCUCUCUCUCAGACCCGCCCCCUCCUCACUCUCUGCCAUGCCUCUCGCAACCACCCUCGCUCACUCGCUCACUGACUGAGCGGAGUGGUGUUCUUUCUUCCCUGGCUGUAGGUGCAGAGGCAGCCAGAGGAACAUGCCAGGCACGAAGCAAGGGGGCAGCCCUGAGGAGAAGUAGCAAUGGGGUAACUAAUUAAAUAUUAAAUAUUGCAUCCCUACUUUGUGGAUUUUCACUUAUCAUGGGUGGUCUUAGAAUGUAACCCCCGCGAUAAGUGAGGGAACACUCUACUGCUUGUAACAGAUUCAGCAUCAGUAUAUAGUUCUGUUAAACAAAUAGGUUCAAGUACAUUUUUAGGAUCCGACUCUGGGGGAGAUGUUGUUAGAGUUCCAACCAUCUUAAUUUCUCCACAAUAUUUCUGAUGAUGAUCAUACUCUUAACAAUUGUGGCUGGGGAAUUGUGCUGAGGAGCAGCAUGUUCAGUCCUCAGGCUUGUCCAUCCAUUUUGUUUACCUCUGCUACUACCAACUGUGGUAAUAUUGCCCUUCAAUUUUUUGUAAAGGCAUAAGUAAUCUUUUAAGUUUUUUUUAAAAGGCGAUGGAUUGGGUAGGACAUUGCUUAUGCUUUGAGUAUUCCUGUCACCCAGCUGCCUACGUCACUCCUCUCUGUCAAGGAAGGGGGGGCAUGGGCAAUCUGGUGCCCCAUGCCUCAUAUCAAUCAGAUGCAAUCAGAGGGCAAUCAGAUGGGGGAAGUGUGAGCAUAUGUGGUGCUUGUGGCUUCCCCCCAUGGAUUUUAUGGUAACAUGAAAGCCCUCCCAUGUUGCCCUACAUCUUCUGAUGGGAGCCAGCUGGUUCUGUGGACGACCUGGGCUAAAAUUGGCAUAUACCACCAAUUUUAACCCUUUCUGAUGAGGUUGCAAAGAUGCUCUCAAAAGCACUAACACUUUAUUUAUAUAGAAAGACAGUAGAAACCUAACACUAGAUGAUAAUUAUAUGCAAGCAAGCUAUGCCAACUGAUAACAAGAAACAGGAAGAAUUCACCUCCAAGAUAUUCUCUGAAAAUCCAAAUAUUUGAAAAGUAACGUUUGAAGUAACGAAUUAGUACAAGGAAUUAAGUGAGGUAAAGUAUUAGCAUUAAGGACAAUGACUUAACCUCCCAGUUUCAAAUUUAACAAAUUGAUUUUUAAAUUUAACAUUCCAAUCUUCCUUUUUUCUCUGUAAAUAGCACUAGAAAUUAUCUCUGGAAAAUAAUAAUGAGCUAGUGCAGAUUCUAGAAUGCUGAUACUCUAUUAUUCCAUUGUUUUGAUAGAAUCCUUCCAAACAGGGUGGAAAAAACAUGACCUUGACCUAGCUAUGACAUCUUUUCAUGAAUAAAUCCAGCUAAUCUCCAAUUCGAACUUUCUGACAAUUUCAUGGUGCCAACUUAGAUUACAGGAUGAGUGCAUCAUCUUAUUUUUUUUCUGGAACUCUGCUUAGCAAUCAUUUCAUAUUUCCAGCCUGACAAAUUUCCUAGCGUCUUAAAUGCAUAAGGAGUACAGCAGUGUAGCUUCCCUCUUGCUUUCAGUAGUUCAUCUUGUCUGAGGUUUCCAAGCUGAUGUCGAGAAAUUACUGUGAUCAGGCAACAGCUGGCAUCCAGAAGGUCCUUCUGACCUGUAUCAGCUUUCCUGAUGAAGCCAGUCUUAAAUACAUAAGUUUAUCACUUCACAGAUGUUUCCCUUUUAAAUGCCAGAAACCUUUAAUCAAAUGACUGAGAGCACUUAUUUAAAUGGAUUAUUUCAAGAAAAGGAAAUAAGUAUGCAAAUGUCUCAUCCAAGGAGAUAUUUGUCUUUCUAGGCUUUGAGAAUAGAUGUCAUGAAAAUUGUGGACAGGUGGAACAUAAUGAUUGUGUUAAAAGGCUUGAGAAUUUCCUCAAAGACAGAAUUCAAGAACUCAUAGUAGAUUACCAACUUGGUCAGAUGUGCUGCAGGUUUGAAGUCAUUGCUGCAUAGUCCAAAUUUAGCAUGUAGUUGCCAAUUUAUUGUUCCCAUAUUAUGGUGUCCACUGGGUGUCCUUUUUAAUCCCAAGCAAUCUGCUUUUUUAUAGUCUGUACAAGUUAUGUAAAAUUCCAGAUCAAAUCUCUAAAGUUCCAUAUUUCAAAAGGAUGCUGUGAGACAGGUGGGCUAAGUGGGAAUUCCACUAUAGCUGCUAUCUUUUUCUACUAAAGCAUAGCACAUCUCACAAUGCAUUCUGAAAAUUCUCCCUUUCUCCCCCUCUUGCUCUAUUGUUUCUUGAACAAGAGAACAUAGCAAACACUGACAACAGACUUCCAGAGAAAUGCACCAGAUAAUUAAUGAAUGGAAGAGAAGAACCAUGGUAACAUUAGCACAGUUACAUGACUUUCACUAGCAAUGACAGUGUCCUACUCACUCUUUUGAGGCAACUGCAUGCUCUCUUAGUAGGAGGGUGUAGCAGUGAUGAAUCUAUUGCAGGUUUCAGUUUGAUUCUAAGUGCUGAAUAUAAUAGGGGAAUAGGGUCCAUCCCUCGGAUAGUUCCAUAAGGUUCAUAAUGAAAUCUGAAAUAUAUUUACUACUGAGUGUAUAAAUAUGCUGAAACAGAAGAUGUGAGCUAACAUUGCCUGAGGCUCAUACUUUCAGACAAUUGGACUCUGAUUCAGCAUUAGAUUAGUGUGGAAGAGGGGAAAGAGAGAAAUGUACUUGUACAUAUAUAUUUGUCUAGAGUCUGUUUGUAUGCCACAUAGUGUGAAAAAGAGGGAAAAUUGUCUGACAAUGAAAGGAGAGACAAAAAACACCUGGCUGGGAUCAAUGGAGUCAAAGGUGUAACAGUAUGAAGGGAAAUUUAUGGAAGUGCAAGAGGAGACUAGAAAACAGAAAGAGGAGAUAGCCAACUUAAAACAACAUUUAGAAAGAGCAAACCAAAAACUCCUAAACAAGAUUGCUGACCAGGAAGAUCGGUCACGAAGGGCAAAUAUACGCCUGAGAACAGCCGGGCAGGACUUUCAGAUGAGUGACAAUUUAAAACAAAAUAUUGUCAGUUGGCUACAGACUUUGACCCAAAUUAUACCAGAUGAUAUAGAAAGAGUGCACUGGGCUUACAGAGGUAGAAAAAUACCCAGAGACAUUUUGAUCUGAUUUACAAGGGAGGCAACGAAGGAAAAGGUGUAUAAUCAGCUUCAGAAAAUAAAAGACCUUACCUUGGCAGGUAAAAAGGUUUGGCCUCUCCUGGAUCUAUCAUCAGAGAUAUUGGAUAAAAGAGCACAGAUUAAGGAAAUUACAAGAGUCCUGGAGGGGAAGAACCAGCGCUAUACUUGGGCUUUUCCAGCUAUUCGGAUCGUCUAUAAAAAUGGUAAAGAGCAAAAAAGGGAAAGGGAAAAUAAAAUUAAACAAUGGCUUGGACAAGGAAAUUGGUUACAGAUAAGAGCAAUCUGUGCAUAUUGCAAAAUAAAAGAAAAUAUCAAUAUGGUUAAGAGGGAAGAUACUGCCUUUGAAAAGAUAAUAAGAGAAAAAGGGGAAGGAAAAAAGACACAAGCCAGCAAAAUAUAUAUAAAAUGCUAAUAGAGGCUGAUGGAUGUAUAAUACGGGAUUUGAAAAGUAUGUUGGAAACGGAGUUACAAAUCACGGAACAAGAGAUGAGAAAUGUAGUAGAGACAAUAGGGAUGAAAGGGAAUACCAAAGUACGAGAAAUGAGGAAGAAAAUAUUGCACAAAUGGUAUCGUACACCCUGCCAAUUAGCAUACUACUAUAAAAAGGGGAGUAGUCAGUGCUGGCAUGCAUGUCAUCAGAAAGGGCGGUAUAUGCACAUGAUGUGGGAAUGUGAAUAUGUAGAAUAUUUUUGGCAGACUAUACAAAAUGAGUCAAAUCAAAUACUAGGAAAUGAGUGGGUCAUAACAAAGGAAAUAGCAGUAUUAGGGAAAAGAGAGGAAACUGGAAGUAAAAGGGAAAUAAAAGAAGCAAUAAUUGAAUGUGCAGAAGCAGUAAUAGUAUUAGGGUGAAAAGAUAAAUCAAAAUGGACAGUAAAUAAAUAAUACCAAUAUAUGGUGGAGCAAAUGGAAUUUGAAUUUAUGAAUGUGAAAUUAAAUGUUUUAAAAACUAAUGAAAAUAGAAUGAGAGAAAUGGAAGAAAGAUGGACAAGGGUAAAGAACUAUAUCAUGAAUCAAUCUGGAGAUCAAGCCAUAAGAAAUAAGAUACAAAUGUUAUAUAGUAUAUAGGAUGGAAAUGUAUAAAGAUAAAGAUAUAAAGAUUGUCUCAAAAAGAAAUGAAUAUGUAAAAGAAAACAAUCCUCCUGUUGGUGGUGGGAAUUGUAAAUGUUUUGUAUGUGUAUGGUAUGUAUUUUUUGUGUUUUCAAAAAUAAAAAUUUGUUUUUAUAAAAGGUAAAGGUUUUCCCCUGACCUUAAGUCUCGUCGUGUCCGACUCUGGGGAUUGGUGCUGAUCUCCAUUUCUAAGCCAAAGAGCCGGCAUUGUCCAUAGAUACCUCCAAGGUCAUGUGGCUAGCAUGACUGCAUAGAGCGCUGUUACCUUCCUGCCGGUGCGUUACCUAUAGAUCUACUCACAUUUGCAUGUUUUCGAACUGCUAGGUUGGCAGAAACUGGGGAGUUCAUCAAGUUCAUCAAGUUCAUCAAGUUCAUCAGCUCACCGUGGGCUCCUGUUGUAUAUAUUACAGUCGUUAUAUUUUUCAACUUCCAUUCAUAAUUAGUUUGUUAUUUCUUCAUGUUUUUCUGAUGGUCUCAUUAAGAUUGUGUGACUCUAACUGUAGUAUUAGCUAUAGCACCACCCAUAGAUACCAAAAUCAAUGCUUGCUCAAGUUUCAUUAUAUACAAUGCCAUAGUAAAUUGGUGUCCAUUAUAUAAAUGACAAAGUCAAGGUUUGUUUUUUGGAAUUUUUCUGUAAUAUUGUUAAGCCAUGGAUGGUGAAAUAUGUGGAUACUAGGUAUGUCCAAAAAUCGUUUUGAAUCUUAUAUCAGAUUUAUAUUGGAUUGUUCUCGCUUUUUGAAACUCAUUCCGAGAUGCAACCGACAAUGUAAUUUGAAUCAUUGUUGGCCCAUUCUCUAAUUGUCUCUUAAUGUUUCGUUAAUUUUUUCCCAAUUUUUUAAAAUAUUUUUUUUUUAAAAAAUUAAAAUUUGUUUCUGCAACCUACCUUGAAUGGGAGCUUAGUGCAGCCUAACAUGGCUGCUGCUCCCCGGCCAAUCAGAAGCUUCCACGGUGGACGCAAAGGUGGGGGCUAGGGUCCUCUGCGUCCACGUGGAAGAUUGCCAUAAAAGCCCGUAGUGUAGCCCGGGUGAGCCAUUCUGGGCUGGGUUUUGCACAGAGAGGGUGGUUGUCUGCAAACAGAGAGCAAGCAAGCCUCUUGUCUUGAGGGAGAGAGAGGGUGAAGGGGCCCGGUCUGGCUGUUCCCACAGAGGGGUUUGGAGAAAGGGUUAGGCUUUUGUUGCUGGUUCCUUCUCUUGUGAGUGUGUUAAUUUUGGGUAGCGCUCAGCUAUUUAGAGCUGUGAAUUCCAGGGUUAUUUUUUUCCAUAUUAUUAAAAAAAAUAUCUAGCUUUCAAUUUUGUUAAGAAUAGUUCUUUCUGGAUCAUAGCAUUAUACCUUUGCAGAAUCAGUAGUCUAUUUCAUGAAGAAGGCAUUGCCUUUCAGGCUUGUGGGAUCACAUAGCCAGAGACACCAUUGAUUUCCAGAGUUCUUGCUUACAAAUAUAGCAAGGGAAUUUAUAGUUUUCAAAGUAUCUGUACACUCCUUGCCAGGGCAUUGGCCAGCUUGCUCACAGGUACAUUACCAAAGGAAGGCAAGGCAUUGCCUUUGAGGCUUGUGGGAUCACAUAGCAAGACACACCAUUGAUUUCCAGUGUCCUUCUUGCUUACAAAUAUAGCAAGGGAAUUUCUAGUUUUCAAAGUUUCUUUGCACACCUUGCCAGAGCAUUGGCCAGGUUGGUCACUGGUACAUUAACAAAGGAAGGCAUUGAGUUUGGGGCUUGUGGAAGCACAUAGCAAGACAUAGCAUUGAAUUCCAGUGUCAAGUUCCUUUGCACACAGUUCCUGAGCAUUGCUUGGCUUGGCCACAGAUACAUUUCCUAAUGAAGGCAUUGGGUUUGGGGCUUCUGGGAGCGCAUAGCAAGACAUAGCAUUGAUUUCCAGUAUCCUUUUUCCUUAAAAAUAUAACAAAGGGGAUUUCUAGUUUUCAAAGUUACUUUGCACACCGUGCUGGAGCAUUGCCUGGCUUGGUCACAGGUACAUUUCCAAAGGAAGGCAUUGAGUUUGGGGCUUGUAGGAGCACAUAGCAAACAGCAUUGAAUUCCAGUGUCCUUUUUCCUAAAAAAUAUUACAAAGGGAAUCUCCAGUUUCCAAAGUUCCUUUGCACACAGUGCCUGAGCAUUGCCUGGUUUGGUCACAGGUACAUUUCUUAAUGAAGGCAUUGAGUUUGGGGCUUCUGGGAACGCAUAGCAAGAGAUACCAUUGAUUUCCAGUGUCUUUUUCCUUAAAAAUAUUACAAAGGGAAAAUCGGACACAGAAACAAAGUUACACAGGUAGAAGAAGGACUUUCACAUUGAAAAAACACAAUUGAACAGGAAAUAAAACUUUCAAACCAGGAACAGGUUUCUUCAAUUAUUAAAAAAUACUUUAUUAUAAAAGCUAUGAAAAUUCGCCAAAAAUUGGAGGAUACAGGAAACAUUCUGCAACUUGGUGGGCUAGGAGAGUUGAAUGUGUUCCCCCACUAUACCAAAUUUGAUCAGGAUAGAUCAAGAAAUGAGGGCGGGAGAGCCCUGUAAAAGUCCCCCCCGGGUGCUGUUUUUUUUAAUUUAUUUUUUGUUGAUUGCACAUGCACGUUCACCAUUUUAGAAACAUUUAGAAACAUUAUGAAUUUUCGGAAAUAUCCAAAAUUUUUGAGGGGAAAAAUCGGAAAUAGUUUCUAUAUCGAAGCACCGGCGCCUCCUACUUUAGAAACGAGAAUUGAAACAUUUUUUUCAUCAAUCGGACAUGCCUAGUGGAUACAAAAUCCGUGGAUAUUGAGGGCUAACUGUGCUUGGCAUUUGGUUACUGAUAUUUUCUCCUGCCCCCAUUUAGUGCAAAGUUAUUAUAAAGAACCUGACCUUUGUGUAAAUAAGCCUUUCACUCCAGUGACUUGGUAAAUAUCAUUCACACUUCUUCACAGAGAUAGUAACAGAACCCAAGAGGAGCUUGAUUCUUUCAUCUGUUGCUCUGCAGUACUUAAUAUAAAGAAGAUAUCUUGAUGUAGCAGCACAAAAGGAAAACUGAUUGUUUCUCUAGUGGGGCUGCUUUUCAGCACAUUGUCACCUCCGCUUUGUGUUGCUUACAACUUGGCAGAAGAAUGAUGUAUUCAAAUGAGCUGCUAGUGAUUCUCAGUGUGGCUUAAGCGUUCAGUUCAGAUAAGCACCAGAAAAGGUCAGAUGAUUAUCAAAAGCUAAUCCUGCACCUUUGGCUGAGAAAUCCUUAGGGUGAGCCUUUUUGACGUGAAACAAGAAUGCUGCCCAUUCAAGGCUACAUUUUGAAAUUUCCUGUGAGUGGGUUUUCUUUGAGGCAUUUAGUUAUUCUUUUAUAUAUAUCUGUUAUCAGGCUUAUCCAGAUGCUCCAAAAUUAAAAGCAAAGCUUCAUUUCUGUGCUUUCAAAACAAAGCUUUAUUUCCAUGCAUCAUCAACAGGCUUAACCUGUUGGCAUAUAAUUGCUGCAUGGAACUGGAUGUCUGUCACGUGCUUCAUGAAUGAGACUGAAGAGUUUCAUGCUGUUUUGGUCAACUUGAAUGGAGUGUCAAUCAUUUCUCUAAGAAAUAGAUGAUGAAUGUGCAGCCCAUAGGUUCUGCGUAGCUUCAUUAUUUCCCCAACUCCCUCCACAUUGUUGCUGUAGUACUUUUCCUUACUCUACAGAAUUCAGAGGCUAUGUUUACUCAUCCCCCAAUCUGCUCUCAGACUCAGGACACUUUUUUUUUUUCAAAACUAGAAGUGACUUUUGGUUACAUCUGAUUUUGAAGAAAGUAAAGACUGUGUUGUCGAAGGCUUUCAUGGUUGGAAUCACUGGGAAUUUUCUGGGCAAUAUGGUCAUGUUCCAGAAGCAUUCUCUCUUGACGUUUCAGACGUCCAAAGAGACAACCUGCGUGGUUACAGAUUCAAUGACUUGAAUGACGUUAAAACAGCUUUAAAAUUAUGGAUCACAAAGCAAAACUCUGAAUCUUUCCAAAAUGGUUUUGAUGCUGAGUUAAAUGAUGGCACAAAUGUGUACAAAUUGAUGGUGAUUAUGUUGAACGGUAAUUUUGUGGAGAUGAUAGUUCAGUCUAUGAUCUGUAGCAACUUCUGCUGUUAUAUGUUCAUUCAUAAAGUUUUUAUGACACAGGAGGCAAUUUUUUUUGACCUAUUCUCAUAGUACUGAGUGAAUAUAAGUUUAAAAACAGUUAAAAUAUAAUUAAAAUUAUGUUUAACACCCCCCCCCCAAGAAUCCCACCCACAACCUCCCUAGUAUCAUGCCCCCCAUCCUCCUCCAAAUGUCCACUGUAAAGACAGAAAGGUCUUAAACUGCCUUCGGAAGAUAAGCAGGAAUGUGGGGCCAUCCUGGUCUCUCUUGGAUUCUGCUGUCUGGGAACAGCCAUCGAAAAGGCCGUCUUCCUUGUACCCACCAAAUGUGCUUGAGCAGGUGGUGGUAGAAAGAGAAAGCCUAGCAGGUUCGUAGAUGUCUAGCAGGUUCGUAGAUGUCUAGCAGGUUCGUAGAAAGAGAUACAUUUAUCCAGAUAACCUGAACCAAUGCCAUAUAUUUAUAGAAAGACCAGAAAUACUGGUGCGAUGGCUCUAAAGCCAAUUGUGAAGACUCAAGCCAAUUGUAAUGGUGUCAAAGCAAAUUAUAAAUGCUGUUUCCACUGCUGAGAGGAUUUUUUAAUCUUUUAAUCCCUCUAGAUUAUAUAUAUAUAUAUCACUUUUAUAUGAGGGGAAGGAUUACAGGGGGUGAUCUUUAUUUCAAGAUCCCAGCCUCUGUCUCUGUAGUUAGGGAUUUCUGUGUUGUUGUUCCCUUUCUGAGGUAACUGUGACUAUUACUCUUCCCCAAUUAGGUGAUUUAUUAAGGUAACUGCCACCAACGUGAGGCUUUUGAACUAUCACCAAUGAAAUUUGGCUCCACAGACUCAGAUGAGAUUAGAUGAGUCAGUUGUUAACAAAGAACAACAACUUUAUUGCGUACAAAGCUUAUGGUUGACUGAUUUACUUAUGGAACUUUAGAUAAACAAGUGGUUUAAUAACUCUUAUAACCACCACAACAGUAGUCUCUGGUGUACUUCCACUCUCACUCUCCUACUGAUGAUAUAAAUUGUAGCAAACUCUAACCUCAGCUGAGCUCCUUAGUGAACAAUGUCCCAACUACAAUAAAAACCUUUAAUUUGAUCUACUACCGAUCUAAUUCCUGAUCACUAGUCCUUCCCAACUAAAGAUCUUGACUAGGUUCCCUUUAGUCUGCCUUGACUAAAGAUUUUUGGCCAGGCCUGUCUCCUCAGCCCUUCUUGACUGAAAAGCCCCCAGCUACGCACUCCUGGCUUCUUUUAAAAACUACAAUUUUUUUCUUUUCAUGGCUCCGCCCACUUCUCCCUCUGGUGAGCUAGCCAGCUCCAUCUCCUUGGUAACAGCACUACUGUGGAUUGAAACAAGAUGGCUUCUGUUUCAGCUACUGUGUCAACUAAACACAAAUACAUACUCUAACAGUUAAAAUUAAACAUAAUAACUAUGACUUCUCCACACUGGUCUACAUUAAAUUCUACAAAUUUCAAUGAGAAAUUCAACAAACACCCCCAAAGUCAAAACAAGGAGAAAUUAAUCAGCUUAUAAUAAAAGUAAUCUGAAACAGUUUAACUUGUAACUUCUUAAAACAAAUAGUAAGUAAGUCAAAUUUUCUGCUAGGAUUCAUCCUCUGUGAAUGCCACGCUCACUGUGUAGUCGUUUUGUCAUCCACUAUAUUUUACAAUGUUCAGUGUAUUGGUUUUAAAUGGUCCACAACUUCACCCCAUAGAGAACAUACUCCAAUGUGGUAACAUUCCCAUAGCAUCAACAUUUCCUUCCAUUUAUGAUUAGGAUCCUACUCUGUGUUUAUUGAUGUUUCAAUUAGAGCAUCAAAGCUUGAGUUUGGCUGUUUGCAGAACUAGAAUGUGCAGAAAAGUUUCAUCUUCCUCCUCGUAUUCCUCCAUAAUAUCCCAUCAUUAGACAUUCAUUGGUACAAAAAUAAGACAAUAAAAACACACACCCAUGACAAAAGCAUCCAGUGUAAUAAAAAAGAGUUUGAGGAAAGGAAGGGACUAAUGCUAAAGGGACUACAUAUAUUAUUUUAGGAUUUACCCUACCCUUCUUUGCCAGUUUUUUUCUUUGCCUGUCUAUGGCCUUCAUAGAAUAUGAUGUUGAUAUUGCUACUAAAGACCUAGUAAAAUUCUGGUAUUAUAGUUAACCAGAGACAUUUCAGUGCCCUCUCUCUUUCCCACGCAAUACCCAAAAAUCUACCUUGUAGUUUAAUUUCCUCUCCAGAAGUAUUAGACUUUGGCAAAGCUCAGCUUCCCCUACCAGGAAUAUUCUGGUUAACCUGGAAUAUGUGAACUUCUCAAUGUAAGAUUACAAGUUACUUUGAACUACCACACCACCCAUGGAUGUACUCUGUUUUCCCUGGGCCCAUCAUAUUGGCCUUUGGAUUUGCCACAGAUUGUGGUGAAUCCAGUGGGGCCUGGCAUUGGGGGGGGGACUUGUGCCCCAUGCCCUGCAUCAUCUGACUUCCCCCUUAUCCCAUCCCAUGGGGGAAAGCAUCCACCACCCAGCUUCCCCCAUUGUUGCCAAUGCAACAUGUAAAGCCGCCCAUGUUCCUGUUGUGGUGUCAUAUGAUGCUCCCUCUUCACCUUUACCAUGGAACCCCACCAGAAGUAAUUUGAUGUCUGCCAACUCUGCUUCUGAGUCUGUUCAGGGGCUUCCAGGUUGCCCAUUCUUGGUUUGCCCCUGGAGGAAGAUCCUCAUGGGGGGCAAUUCAGUUGGAAUUGCCUGAUUUUGCUGCCCACAGGGAUAUUCUUGCUGUUGCUGGAGGAAUAGUUACAGGAGUGGCGGUUCUCAUAAAACUUUUCCUUGAUUUAAGCUUACUAGGAGGAGGCUGGUAGCCAUACAGCAGGUGGCUUUCACAGUGUUCAACCUUAUUUCUCUCACAAUUGGCAGUAAUUUCCCACCGCACAUUGGGGGGCGGGGGAGGCAGUGCCAGCUAGCUUAUAGAAUCUAUCAACAGGUGUAGGUUUAAGACAUCCCAUAUUAUUGUACAUGUCUCAUUCAGUGCUAUAUUCAUCUGCUUCACGUGGGCAGACCUAAGCCAAACAGAGCAGGCAUACUCAGCAGUUGAGUAAAACAAGACUGGGGUAAAUGUUCUUAUCAUUUUUGGGUCUUCACCCCAUGCACUAUCAGUAAGUUUCUGCAGGAUGUUAUUGCAAGCAGUUUUUAUGAUGAUAUAGGACUAUUCAGAAAUGAACUGCUAUGAAAAGAAAGAUCAAACUCUAAUUUCUGAUUAGGCCUUGUGUUACCAUCAGAAACAUAGACAUGUACUUCUCUGCACAGUAGAUGUGGUUUUAGAGCCUGAUAUGACUUGGGGGAAAAACAUGGUUAUACAUAACAGUAACCAUAUAAGAGCCUGUGAAUAUAUUGCAUGUUUUUAAUUUGUGUAUAUGUAUGUGCCUUCAUGUUACCUGAUGUUUUAUGGUAGCCCUGUGAAUUUCAUGGUUUUUUAAGGCAAAGCAUAUCCAGAAGUGAUUUUUAUGGUGUCCUUCAAUGUUUCACUGGUGAUAACCAGAGCACAUGUGGCCAAUCAACAUCAGUGUCAGCAAUAUGGAAAAAAAUAUCACUGAGGAAGAAUACACAAAUUGGCAUCAUACAUUUUCAUAAAUACAUAAAUGUCAAAUUAUCACUAAAUUUUGAGUAUCCAUCUGAGAAGUAACAUUCUGGUCAAUAUGCAUAAACAUUCAGACUGAACAAAAUCUUAGCAUAUCUCUGCUUGAAUCAUCUUUCCUCCUGCCAUCCAUCCUGGACACAUACAUAUCCAUUUUGAAUACUAUAUUGUUGAACAACUGGAUGAUAUUCAAAUAUGAGGGACCCUUGAGGGAAAGUGGAGACAAUGACAGAGAAGUAUAGAACUGAAGAAGCAAUCUCCCUCCCUCCCCCUUUUAUUCUGAUAGUUAUCUGAAGAUGAAAGCUUGGUUCACUCAGUGUAUAGAACUCUGCCUCUCAGUGGCAUUCCAGUUAUCUCAUAAAUGUAAUUUCAGGACUGCAGCUGCAAAACAAUUUCUCAUGUUGACUUUCCUCUCCAUUUGAUUUGUUUUAAAUGUAUGAUUUUCUUCCCCCUCUUCUCAAUUUCUUUGUGGAGAUAGAAAAUGCAAACAAUAUGACUGGCACCUGUGCUCAUGUGCGUGUUUGGGGUUCAUGUUUUCCUGCCAAGGAGUUCAGAGAAGAGGCUUGUUUGAUGUCUGUAGACAGAAGAAGAGAUGAUUCAUUCUUUUCAAAUCUUCAUAUUUCAGAAAGAUAUUAUGAGUCUCUGAAAUAUAUUAAUGGAACUUAGGAAAUCAUUUUUUUAAGAUGAGAAAGAAGGCAUAUUUGUUGUAUAGUGAGAAUACAAUUGGCUCUUGAUCUCUGCUGACAUUCACUUUCAGGACCCACCAUAGAUUUAUAAAAUGUAUAGAUCCUCAAGUCCUAUCAUAUACAAUGGUUUACCUUAUAUAAAAUGUUUUAUUUUUUUUAAUUUGGAGGGGAUGGGGAAUUUUUUCAAUCCAUGGAUAGCUGAGUCUGUGGAUACAGAAUCUAUUGGUAUAGAGGGAAAAUUGUAUAUAAUUAUUUCACAUCAUUUCUGUGAUCAUCAUGCAUUCCUUCAUACACUUCUCUUUCUCCCAUACUGUAAACUAUGAGAUAGAUUAGUGCAUGAGAAAAUAGUUGUUUACUUUCAAAGCUUCAUGGCUUAGUGAAAACAUGAGCUUGAGUUUUCCCAGAAUCCUGUUGUAACUCCUUCAUCCUACUAAUUCUUUGCUCUAUUCCCUGUUCGUUUGUCUCUUUGUUACAACUAUUUAUACCCUGCUCUAUGUUCAAGACUCUCAGAGUGGUGUACCAUUAAAUCAAUUUAGAAUAACACAGUAAAUAGCAUAGUUUAAUUUAAAAUGUCUAAAGAUAUAUAAUUUCUCAUUCAGAACCUGGUGACUGAAUUCCAGGUAGAAUAACGCCAUUUAGAAUAAUGCCAACUACAGCACAUGCAUAUUCUCCAAUACUUUACAGCUGAAAACUGGAACAUAUGUGGCCAAGUAACAUCAGAGCAUGGGCAAGAUGGAAAAAUAUAUUAAUGAGGGAUUUGGGAAUGGGUGUAGCAGUGGCUUUUGUCUCCAAGGAGGGGCAAUAUUCUUUUUUCUAUUUUUAAUGGAGCUAAACUCUUUCUCCCCCUGUGAUGCGAAAUGGAGGUGAAAGACGUAAAUACAGCCCUUCUGAACGACUUUGAGGUCUAUCAGCUGUUGAUGGACUUGAAGCAGCAGUGGUGAGAGAUAGGGAAGAGCAAACGUGAGCAACAGAUCCUGAACACUAUCAUGUACAAAACCCUGUAUUGCAUCUCCAAGACCCCCUGCAAGUUCAAGAGCCCCCAAGUGGUGAGCAACUUCCUUGUAGCCCUGAAAAUCCACAAGUUGACCAAGGCAGAGAAGCUGCGGCUCUUCAACCACAGGCCAGUCACUGCCGUCGAGAUCCAACUGAUGGUGGAGGAGAGUGAGGAGCAGCUGAUGGAGGAGCAGAUUGAGGCCCUUCUGCAGACGAUGACCAGCAUCCUCCACAGAGACUUGGCCAAAGAGAAGCCACCGGCCAUCCAAAUUAAGGAAGACACCAAUCAGGCCUGAGAGGGACCAUCCCGGGUUUGGGGAAUCCAUCAUUGGGUCGCUAGGACAAUUGGGGAGGGGGAAUUUCCCACUGUUUUUCAAAUUAUUAUUGUAUAAAUAAAAACGGCUCCCUCUCUUCUCUCCUUUAAAAUUUUUUUGAAAACCUAUCUAUGCACCCUAAUAUAUGGAGAGGAGGAGGACUGGGAUAUCUUAAUAAAAUCUCAUUUAGAAACCAGAAACGUAUCCUGACUCUGUUGGCAGCUAAAACCACUCUAUAUUUUAAUGCAUUUUAGUUCUCCAGAUUCAUUAUGUUGUAAAUGUUUUUGUUGUUAUAUUAUGUUUCUCUAAUUCUAAUUUUAGGUUAGUUUAUAAGUUAUUAAUGUUGUCUUACUUAUUGUUUGAUUUGGCUUGUUUGUGGAAGCUGGAACCUGUCUGUGUGAAUAGACAUCCGUGCCACAUACACACAUACAGAUUUUCACUUUUAUUAUGUGCAUAGAUUUAUGUUUAUUUAUUAUCCCAUUUCAUUAUGAUAAACAUUCAAUGCCAUAAUAAAGCAGAACCGUGCUGAGGAGUCAUCAAGUCACUCUCUCCCAGGUCAUUGCAGGUUGCAGCGAGCACAGACCCAACAUGGCCAAAUGUGUAUACUGAUGGGGUUUGGUGGUGAUUGACCUUGACAUCCAGGAGUUAUAGUUUACCCAUACUCAGAGAACACUGAACCCAUCUGAUGAUGGAUCUGGACCAAAUUUGGCACACAAAUUCAACAUGGCCAACUGGGAACACUGGUGGACUUGGGAGGUGAUUGACCUUUAUCACUGGGAGUUAUAGUUCACCUGUAUUUUGUGAGCCCUCUGAACCCCAGCAAUGACGGAUCUGGAACAAACUUGGCACACAGACCCAACAUGUCCAACUGUACAUAAUGGCAGGCUUUGCAGAUAAUUGACGGCAUCAGAGAGUUAUAGUUCACCUGCAUUCAGAGAACACUGAACCCAGCAAGUGAUGGAUCUGGACCAAAUUUCGCACACAGAACCAACAUGGCCAACUGGGAAUACUGGGGGAGUUUUGGGACUUUUGGGAACUGCAGUUCACCCACAUCCUUAUGCAUUUUCUAAUGGGAGCAUUCAUUAAAAAACAUCAGGAAAGAGGUUUUUUUUUCUAAGAAAUAGCGUAGCAUUUGAACAAACUGAUAUUACCUCACAUCCACAAACAAAAAAGGCCCUUUUCAAAUAACCUGGACAUUGCCAGGUACCCAAGCUAGUAUAUAAAUAAUACACUUGAUCUUAGCCAAAAGGUUGAGAAGCGAGAGAGAGAGAGAGAGAGACUAGUGGAGGGGACUCUUCUGCCCUGGCUCAGUUACCAAGAGAGUGGGUAGAUCUGGGCAUCAUCCUACGUACCCUGUUUCUCUGAAAAUAAGGCAUCCCCGGAAAAUAAGACCUAGUAGAGAUUAUGCUGAAUUGCUAAAUAUAAGGCCUCACCUGAAAAUAAGACCUAGCAAAGUUUUUGUUUAGAAGCAUGCCCACUGAAAAGAACACCAGAGCAUGCAGAAUCGGUAAAUGUAUGUACCAUAGAUCAUUGUACAUGGAAAUAAUGGUAAUAACAAGAAAUUGAUAGGAUUCAGUUUGUCUGGUUAUGCUAGUUUGUGAUGACAACUACUGUACACAGGGCCGGCCGGAGAUAUUUUGUGAUGUAAAGCGGGGGUGCUGAAAAGCGCCC